CACUCUCCUCCACGCGCCGCAGCCCCAGGUUCACCAUGGCCGCUCCGCCCGCCCCGCCCGUUCCGGGGCCGUUCCGAGUGCUGCGGGCCGGGCCGGGCCGGUUCCUGUGCUACGGCCGAGCCGGGGGCGCCGUGCGCGUCACCGACGGCAGCGACGUCUGGAGCGGCGGCCCCGAGAAUAGCGCCUCCGCCUGCCGGUGCCCGCCAGAGGAGCACAGUGCGAAGCUGAGGGAGGCGUUGGGCUGCGGGGCCGUCUCACUGAGCCUGGACGAGGGGUCCAUCACGCUGCGGCUGCUGGAGGAGGCCUCUUGCGUGUCCCUGAAUCUUCUGAAGCUGCCCGCUGCCGAGGCGAGGAGCCAGCUCCAGGAGCUGUUUUUCGACAUGGCAGGAUGUAUCGAGAGCCUGGAGAGACGCAUGGAAGCAGUGCUGCAGACCGCAGUGUCUCCCUGCAGCCCUGAGAAGAACGGGGCCUGGAGCCAGCAGCUUUUCCUGCCAGACCCCAGCCCCAGGAAGAGCAAGGGGGCUGGCUCAGCUUUGCCAGCCAAGAGGAAGAUCCCGGGGGAGUCUCUCAUUAACCCUGGCUUCAAGAGCAAGAAGGCACCGUCUGGAGUAGACUUUGAGGACUCCUGACCUCUGCUGUCCCGUCCUGGAGCUUUGUCACCACCUGUGUGGCUGCUGGAGGAGGUUUCAUUGUGCCCUGGGGCUGCGAAGCCCCUCUCACCCACAGAGGUGGAUGUGGCGAGCGAGACCAGAGAGCAGAGCCAGCGUCUGGCAGGCCUGAGCGGGCAGCAGAUCCUCCGCUAACACGGUGGCAGCACCUUUGGAGGGGACAGAAGGGGCAGCGGUGACAGAAGUGGUGGCUUUUUUUCCUUGCAUCUCUUCCUUCCUGGCAGAGGCCACCUCUCUACCUCACAUGCCAUGAAUUGGUGGGGUUUUUAAAGAACUUUUAUAUCGCUAUGUUAUGAAAAGAUGGGCUGCGCUUAACUUAUUGCUAAUAAAGCUGGUUUAAGCCAGCUGGUCUCUGGGGACCGGGACAGUACGGAUUUCUGGAUCCAUUCUGCCUUUUCCUUGCUUA
This is a messenger RNA of Cuculus canorus (common cuckoo), 1074 nucleotides long. It is a transcript of the gene PAXX, whose product is annotated as PAXX non-homologous end joining factor. Gene Ontology annotation, biological process: double-strand break repair via nonhomologous end joining. The transcript has 7 exons. Gene Ontology annotation, molecular function: molecular adaptor activity. The coding region runs from base 36 to 629 and encodes 197 amino acids. The record is from RefSeq and is a predicted model, not a curated record. Gene Ontology annotation, cellular component: site of double-strand break; nonhomologous end joining complex; nucleus. Lineage: Eukaryota; Metazoa; Chordata; Aves; Cuculiformes; Cuculidae.